This is a messenger RNA of Cuscuta campestris, 1130 nucleotides long. The record is from the annotation of a GenBank genome assembly. NCBI's taxonomy places the organism in Eukaryota, Viridiplantae, Streptophyta, Magnoliopsida, Solanales, Convolvulaceae.
AUUAAUUGGAAGAAAGCGGUGAAUUGAUGCCGCCAUUUUGAAGGAACUGUGACUGAUACGGUAUGAUUUUGGGAGUGCAACCUUUGGCUUCGACUCCUUUCUUGCCCCUGCAGUAUCAUCGGAACCAUUCUGUACCUCCUCCCGCCUCUUCGACUGAAUCUUGGCAAUGCAAGUUAUCUUCGAAAAGACUGAGAAUCCGCGCAUUUGCUACCCAAACUUAUAACUUGAGUGCACACGAGAGCGAAUCUUGGGAGGCAUGCCGAGAAGCGCUCAGUCCCUUCAGAUUCAGCGCCGAAGAAGAAGAUGAGAUCCUGGGGAAGGCAUGUGGUCUGGUCCACUCCCCUUAUUGGAGCGAAGAACGGGAAAGGGAAGUUCCAAAGCUGGAAACUGUGAUGAAAACAUUAGAGUACUUGAGGAGCUUAACCCUCUCAGACGACAACGACGACGAUGAUGAUGACGUACGCAAGUUACUGAAGAAGUUCCCGGAAGUCCUGGGUUGCAGCCUCGAACGGGAACUGAAGAACAAUGUGCAGGCCCUGGAAAGGGAUUGGGGAAUCAAAGGGAAACCUCUGAAGAAGCUUCUUCGCCGGAAUCCAAAGGUGCUUGGGUUCAAUGUGGAUUGUAAGGGAGACUGUAUGGCCAAGUGCACCCGCUGCUGGGUACGAUUUUAGCUUUUGAGUCUCACAAUGAAUUAUGCUCUUCACUGUUCAAAAGAAUCACAUGAGUUUUUUGUAUAUUUUCAUUGAUUAUUUGAUAAAAUAAAAUAUUCUUAUCAUAUCUUGUUUUGUACUUCCUCUGUCCCAAAUUAAAUUGUCUGUUUACUGUUCUUAUGGUCAAACUUUAUUUACUUUUUCGAUAGUCAUUUGAUAAAACAAACCAGUCAUGUCACCACUAAUUUUGUAGUUCUAUUGAUGUGCCUCUUAAUGGUUCAGAUGUCUGAAUGGUUAAGAGAUUUGCCUCUGAAUGGUUAAGUAUUAUACAGAGUCUGAAUGGUUAAGAGCUCUUAUCUGAAUUGAUCAGACAUUUGCCUCUGAAUAGUUAAACAAUAUACUAGCUCUUAAUGGUUCAGACCUCUUACUGGUUCAGCACUUAAUGGUUCAGACCUCUUACUGGUUCAGCACUUACCCAUU